CAUGCCAUCAUAGUAAAUAGUAAUACACUAAUGUCUAAUACACUAUACACUUAUACAGUUACUCGUAAGACUUACCAUCCAGACCCCAAACAUUUUCAUUUGUAAGUUAUUGUAUUCUGUGAUCCAUGGAUCUGGAUUUUCUAUAAAAAAUACACAGUCGCUCCAAAAUACAAAUUACUGACUACAAUUGUCACGAAAUCAGCGCUGGGUAUAGGUAGAUGAAUAAACAUUGUUUGCAUUAAAAAUGAAUUCAACUGAAAAAAUUCUAAAAACAUUGAGUGCAGAUCAAAUUUCUCAAGUUGUUGCUGGUGUGCAAGCAGAUUUGGAUGAUGAAAUGGUUAAAACAAAACGAACACUAGAUCAAAUCGAUCAAAAUAUUUUCACUUGUAUCAACAAUUUAAAAAAACUUAGAAGAAGCAUCAUAAUAUCACAUUAUGCAAAAAUGAAAAAUAAUGCUGAUGGCAAUAAAAAUUGUCAAAGAGAUGCACUUCUCAAAAAUUUGGACUGCGAAGACGAAGCAAAAGACUUGAGUGUAUUUAUGACAAACCUAAGUAAUGUAUCAACACAAGUAACAACUGAGCCUGCAAGCAACAUAGAACUACUUAGCAAAAACAUCUCACAAAAUGCUUUGCCUUCUGGAUGCUUUAUUCCUAAGACUGGAUUAAUUGAUUUAACAUUUGUUAUUGGAAAUAUUGUUAAAAUAAGUGAUUCUGAAAAUGAAAUGAAAUACAAAUGGACUGUUUAUGUACGCAAUGCAGAAGAAGGAGUUGACAAUUUGGUUUAUAUUGACAAAGUGACAUAUUUCUUACAUGAAUCCUAUGAACCCAACCAUAUUGUAGAUGUAAUUAAAAAACCAUUUUCAUUAACAAGACAUGGAUGGGGGGAAUUUGUAAUUCGUUUACGUUUACACUUCAAAGGUAACAUGAAUGUCCAAACUGAUGUAUAUCAUAAACUGUGUCUGAAUAAAGACAUAACAGUUGGUAUUCCAAUGGUUGCUAAGGAGCAAACUGUUAAGUACAAAUUAUUGCUGCACAAAUAGUAGGUAUAUUUUUUAAUGUACAUUUAGUCUUUGUAAAUAUUGUGUAAAUAGAUAUAUGG
Molecule: messenger RNA, 1098 nt
Organism: Diuraphis noxia (Russian wheat aphid)
Lineage: Eukaryota; Metazoa; Arthropoda; Insecta; Hemiptera; Aphididae
Biological process (GO): regulation of DNA-templated transcription
Source: RefSeq, a predicted model, not a curated record